GGCAUUAACAAUACCUUGCGGGUGCAAUGCCAGCAAAAAGUAAGAUCUUCUUCACCACAUGCAAGUCCUCAAUUAAUUACAGUAUAUUACUCAGUUUCAGUGUUAUUUUCGACCUUGAUAGGCAUGGCUCCAACCUUCUUAUCUCACUGGACACGAGACAUACACACAUGAAACCACGGAAUCUGUCCACAGUCCCGCCACAGGGCCUAUGAUGGAGCUUGAUCGUACCGAAUAACGGGUCUUCUGUUUACGAGAAUAGUCACUUAUCCAAAUUACAACGGGUUUGUGAUAUACAUAUAGAUCGCAGAAACUUAUCCACUUCUCUUGCGGGUCUGUCUUCUUACCAUGAGUCUGACCGCUGCAGGAGUCAUCGGCGAGCAUACUGCGCACGAGCCCGAUGUGCCCAGCGAGAAAGCUCUUAGCACUAGUGACGAGAAAUCGUUCGAUGGGAAAGGCGACGUUGAAUCCACUCAGGAUGCUGACAGCGAUGAAGCCGUACUCUCCAAUGAACUCGACGUUGCUACCCACGUCAUCUCGUUGGACGACGACCCCACUCUGAACCCGUGGACAUUCCGUGCAUUCUUUAUUGGUCUUGGUCUCUCAGCCUUUGGUGGAGUACUCGCGGAAAUUUAUUAUUUCAAGCCUCAAACGGUUCUAGUGUCAUUGAUGUUCCUCGCCGUUAUCUCCUACGUGAUUGGAGUCUUUAUGGAAACCUUUAUUCCUCGACGCGGAUUCUUCCGCUAUCUGAACCCCGGACCAUUCAACAAGAAAGAGAAUGCUUUCAUUGUCAUCAUGGCAAGUGCCUCUGCUAACUCCGCCUUGGGCACCGAAGUUCUUGCUGUUCAGCGAUUGUACUACAAUAUCACGCCCAACCCUGGUGCUUCGAUUUUCCUGCUCUUCUCCUCUCAACUCCUUGGGUAUGGAAUCGGUGGUAUGAUGAGAGGCAUUCUGUUAUAUCCAACAAAGAUGUUGUAUCCCGGUGUACUGCCAUUGUUGUCCAUGUUUGAUGCUCUCUACGAGGGCGGGGUGGCAGCACGGAAGAAGCUCAGAGUAUUCUACAUGGUAUUUGCUGCCAUAUUCAUUUGGGAGCUUUUCCCAGAAUGGAUCUUCCCCCUUCUGACAGGUUUUUCGAUUAUAUGUCUUGCAGUUCCCAACAAUGCUGCCGUCUCGCGAGUCUUCGGUGGCAGUAACGGUAACGAGGGUUUGGGGCUCCUGUCUAUCUGCUUUGACUGGCAAUAUAUUUCUGGUGGUGUAAACCCUAUGACUAUCCCGCUCAAAGCACAAUUCUCGAAUUUCUUGGGUUACCUUCUUUGCAUGGUCGUCUUUGUUGCUGUGUAUUACAACAACAUAUGGAAAGCCCAGAACUUCCCAUUCCUUUCUCAACUCUUAUUUUAUGAAAACGGAACAGAGUACAACCAAACGCUCAUUCUCGAUGCCAACUACCAGGUCGAUCCCACGCUCCUUGCUGAACAGGGUGUACCUUACUAUGCCAGCACUUGGGUGGUCUACUUGCUCAGCUCAAAUUUGGGAUUGGCGGCUACGUUUACGCAUCUUCUCCUCUGGAACUGGGAUGACUUGCGCUCCGCAUGGAGUUGGAUGACUCCGUCAAGCCUCAAACAAAUGUGGGUGGAAUUCGACUGGAGGUUCUGGCGGGCCGAUGGAAUGCGGAAGCAAGACGUCAACGACGAGAACUUGGAUCCCCACUACAGGCAAAUGCUGAAGUACCCCGAUGCUCCCAAUAGUUGGUAUUUCGCUGUUUUCGUUGUGUCCUUCAUCGUUUCGCUGGUCGUUAUAUACAAAACCAACUCGACUUUGCCAUGGUGGGGCUUCGUCAUCUCGCUCAUGCUGGCGACGGUUUCCAUUCUAUUCUUCGGUGCUCUCUUCGCAAUCACAGGGCUGGGCUUCAUCAUCCAGCCGUUCGUCCAGAUGAUUGGUGGUUACCUUCACACCGGCAAGCCAGUGGCAAAUAUGUACUUCGUUCUAUACGGAUACAACACUGUCACGCAAGCCCAACUUCUCCUCCGCGACCUCAAGAUUGCCCAAUAUGCAAAGCUGCCACCUCGUGCUGCUUUCACCGCCCAGAUCAUUGGGACGCUUCUUGGUGCUAUUUUGAACUUCAUCAUGAUGAAUUCAAUUAUAGACAACCAACGUGAAAUCUUAUUAUCUAUUCAGGGAACCAAUAUCUGGUCCGGCCAACAACCGCAGCAGUACAACUCCCAGGCAAUCGCGUGGGGUGGUCUCAGCCACGAGCUUUUCUCGGCCGGUCAAAGAUACCAAUGGGUUCCUUGGGCGUACCUGGUUGGACUUUUCACACCUAUUCCGUUCUGGGUCCUUCACAGGUACUUCCCAAAGCUCCGUGCAGAUUAUUUGUACACCCCUGUUAUCGCCUACUACAUCGGAUGGCUUUGUGUUGGGAUCAACUCGUCUAUUCUCUCCUACUUCGCAGUCGCAUUCCUCUCACAAUGGUGGUUGCGCACACGCUACCCUCGCUGGUUUGCCAAAUACAACUACAUCAUCGGAGCUGCCCUUGACGGAGGCACUCAAGUCAUGGUGUUCAUCCUCUCGUUUGCGGUGCAAGGUGCUGGUGGAGCGGCGCACCUGUUCCCUGCAUGGUGGGGCGCGAACCAAGGAGGUAAUUAUGACCACUGUGCCAUGCUGAACUGAGGUACAUAGUGGACAUUGGAUGAUCGUGAAACUUAUCGCAGGUAUUAUUAGUAUUACUACAAAGUGGCUCCACUGUAUAUGUCAUACAAUUCAUAAGAAAAUGUGCUGUUGA
Messenger RNA from Suillus paluster, 2776 nucleotides. RefSeq names its product OPT oligopeptide transporter protein-domain-containing protein. The record is from RefSeq and is a predicted model, not a curated record. Gene Ontology annotation, biological process: transmembrane transport. The coding region runs from base 346 to 2664 and encodes 772 amino acids. NCBI's taxonomy places the organism in Eukaryota, Fungi, Basidiomycota, Agaricomycetes, Boletales, Suillaceae. Gene Ontology annotation, molecular function: oligopeptide transmembrane transporter activity. The transcript has 23 exons.